Lytechinus variegatus (green sea urchin) is the source of this 1430-nucleotide messenger RNA. RefSeq lists its product as uncharacterized. The record is from RefSeq and is a predicted model, not a curated record. NCBI's taxonomy places the organism in Eukaryota, Metazoa, Echinodermata, Echinoidea, Temnopleuroida, Toxopneustidae. The transcript has 7 exons. The coding region runs from base 86 to 1369 and encodes 427 amino acids.
UGCACAAUCAGUCGUGUCUGAGAAACCUGAAGAUACUAGCACUGAAGAUGAACCUGAUGCUGGUGGCAGAUCUAGAGAUGUUGAAAUGGAGGUGGAGGAAAAGGAUCAAGGAGAAGCACAGAUUUAUUCUCAUGAAAGGUCCAGGUUGAGGCCAGUUUCAUGUUGGAUAGUAAAUUGGAAGUUGCCAGAUCUACCUCCAGCAAUUCACAAGAAGCUACUGUCACUGCCACUUGGAAAUGACUUGAGGGUCUCGGAGAGGUCAACGAUAUUUGACAUAAUAUUCAAGUCUGUGAUGCAGCAUAAGAAUGUGUACCCAAAGCCUGCUGAAUAUACCUUACUUAUUGACCAAUUGUUCAAGCGAUAUCCGAGACUGGACUGCAACUUGAAAGAUGUCAAUUGUGGAAGUCGCAAGGUGAUGUACAGGAAGAAGCUCACGUAUUACUUCCAAAACAAAAGAGAUGUCCUAAGGAAAGACGAGCUGACAACUGUAAACUUUGCAUGGCGGAAGAAGAGACAAUCAACCAAGCCGGUAUGCAAAGCAACUGCAUCAUCAGCUGCACCAGCAGUAUGGGGCGUACAAAAUUACCUACCGUCAAUGCCGGACACGGAAGAUGAUGACAGCAUCAAAAAGCACAUCAAGAUAAUGCAGGAUGAGUUCAAAAAGAAGUAUCCUGACAUCAAAAGAGUUGCAACAGGCAUGGAUAUGACAUUAAGUGCUCGGAGAAACACUAUUGUAAAAGAGAAUGCAACAAUUCAAGACAUAAAGGAUACUUAUCCAUGGCUAUUCCAAGAAUCGCAGCUGAUGGCUGAAAUGGACCGGCUGAUUGGCAGCUCGGAGGAUAAGGGGUUCAAGGGCAAAAUGACCCUUGGGUUCAAAAAAUUCGGGAUGGCCAUUGUUAAGUACGGGAAACGAUUGAAAGCAAAAUCCACACCACAGUGUUUCAAGAUACUAGCUGAGAGGAUUCCUAUCACUAGGGAUGACAAGGAAUAUCAAGAUGCUGUAACAAGAGCGGCCAUAAUCAUGAUACCAACCAUGUUCAGGGAGAAGAUUGGCAACAUCUUCAAGGAGUCUAAGGAGAACGAAGAGUCUGAUGAAAUGCCUUCCCCUGUCAUCAAGUACAGUGGCCAGCUGACAGAAGCAGCAGAGUUCCAGAUAGCUGUGGAUGGAGUGGUUGUUGCAACAAGUGAAGACAUCAUCAGCUCCUUCAGCUGCUACAUGGCAGCUAUUUAUACCUUCAACAUGCACAACCCCCGAUGUUUGGCCAAGACGGCUCUCUUCGUUGAAAGAGUCAUCCUAGACCUUGAAGACAAUCAGUCCAUCCAACCUUUGCAAAAUGUGGUCUCAAAGUUAGUAAAUCUUCUUGAAUAACUGUCUUAUAACUCAAGCAUCACUCAAUGUCUUGUCGCUGCAUAUUAGGACUAUAGUGAGU